This is a messenger RNA of Engraulis encrasicolus (European anchovy), 2352 nucleotides long. RefSeq lists its product as uncharacterized. Lineage: Eukaryota; Metazoa; Chordata; Actinopteri; Clupeiformes; Engraulidae. The coding region runs from base 158 to 796 and encodes 212 amino acids. The transcript is spliced from 5 exons. The record is from RefSeq and is a predicted model, not a curated record.
UGGUCAAAAGUCGCAUAUUGUUUCGGCAAGGUUGCGCAUGAGAGGCACCAAUUUAAUUUGCUGAAAUUGUAUUCUAUAUACGUCCUAUUAUCUUAGACAGAGGGCUGACAACCAGCAAUUAUCAAAUAGCUUUUUGAUUAUUAAUCUAGUGUGCACCAUGGCCGCAUCACGGAAAGAUCCACUGGAUUUCCAGAAGAAAUUUGCAAGGAUUUUGAAAAAAUCUGACAUCAAGGCAUUUCAGUGGAGUGAAGAUGGAAGAUGUGUUAUUGUCAACUGGAAAGACUUUGAGGCCAACAAGGGUGACCACAGGAAGGCCAUGUCUAUAUUCCGUAAGGUGAAGGACAGGACUGCUCUCCGGAAGCUGCUGGCCUGUCAUGGGUUUAAGAAGAUUGGAAGGAGGUCCAGCUCCGAUUUUGUGUUCGAAAAUCCAGAGUUUGUGCGUCGACAUGGCAACAAAACCAAACACUCGGAGGCAGAUGCUCAUCAAUCGGGAAUCACAGAGGACAGAUCCCCCUCCACAUCAAUCAGCAGUGUGCUCGCAGACAUGUGCUUUUCUCCGAUAAAGAAGAAGAAUGCCAGAGACCUUUAUCAGUAUAUAAACUUCAACUAUCCAGAGCCAACAGCUGAACCUGAACCACACACCCCUCCCGAGCUGAGCCCUCCUCCUGCAAAGCUAUUGUGUACGUCUCCACCUGUGGACCAAAACCAAAUACCAGAGGAACUGGAUGAUCCUGCUAAUUCCAUGCUGAAUGAUCCAGAACCAGAUGAGAACGUGGCUGCCACGACGACUGACUAACGUCAACUUGCUGAAGGAGCCAAUCAGUAGUGCGCGGCGUCCCCCAGCCACACGACCUUGACCCCCACAAGAGGGCGGAAACCUCGCCCUCACACCAUCACACUAGCUGAGUGACUGUGUGUACUGUAUGUGUAUGUGUGUGAGGGCGGGCGCGCGUGCACACACACACACACUGCUGUGACAUCAGCUCCUGCAUUACUUUGAAAGAAAAUCUUUUGUUAAAUACUAUCUAUUGCACGUGUGUAUGUCAUUCUGCCUCGGUGUGUGAACGUGAGUGUGAAUGGGAGAAUGUGAGGCAUACAAUGUAAAGCGCUUUGAGUGCUCAUAUUGCAUUGAGGGGUCUUUCAGAUUAUAGAUUAUAGAUUUCCAAUGCAUUUUGCCAUUCAGUGGGUAAAAUCGGAUACUUUUGACCUUGGGAAAAGUAUGUUCCACUGAAUUGAUGAAAGUAGAUUUUUCAUAUGUGAUGCAGAGGGGUUGACGGAUCAAUAUAAUGUAUGAAGCAUUACUAUGGCAAUUUGUUUUAUGCUUGAUCUGCUACCACAGAUUUUAUCACAUAUUUCAGUACAUAUGACCUCAUUUGCAUAUUUCAUCAUAUUUCAGAAAUCUUGCAAUACAAAAAUUGUUUGCCUGAAUGUGAGUUACCAACUGUGAAAGUUUCAAAUGAAUAUGUCAUAGUUUGAAAUUUUACCCUAUUCACCUUGUAUCUCCAAUAUUGUCUCCCUAUGGAGAAACGAAUGGGAAAUCUUUGAAAAAAUCCUUGAAUCCUUGAAAAAAAGCAUGUUCCACUAAAUAUAAAGCUGUAGAUUUUUAAUAUGUGAUACAAGGGGGUUUAAGGGUCACUUUAAAGUAGGAACGAUUACUAUUGCAAUUUAUCCCGGGUUUGGGCAUUUUUAGAGUUAGAUUGACUGGCCUAUUAUAAUAAGAAUAAUAUUAAUAAAUAAUACAUUUUAUUUGGAGCGGUUUUCAAGAUUCACAAAGACACUUUACAGGGUUAGAAUGUGAGAAUAGUAGUAUAUAUGUGAAAACAGCAGUUAAGAAAGUAAGAAAGUUUGAGCAUGUGUAAUGGUUGUCAAAGUGACAGGCCAUCUUUCAUUAGAGCUCUAGACUUUAAGAGUUAGACAUUGUAUGUCAGACUGUCGCCAGUCUAGACUGCAGUACUGCUCCAUUCCGCUGACUAUAAUGGAUUAUUAGGCAUGAGGACAUAGAAAUUCACACAUACAUACAUCUUCUCAGCAUGCCUGCCCUCUGUUGGUAGCAAUAGGCUAAUGCUGUUUAAACUUGAGUCUAUUGCUGAGGGGUUAUUUAUAACACACCAUCAAGUUCUAGUUGGGCUAGUUUCUCAUAAACUUCAAUUGUUGAUGAUGGUGUAACCCAAUAGAAGCAUGAUACUGCAGUGGUCCUUUUACGGUUAUUCUUAUUCUUUGUGUGAUUCAGAAAUGAACCUUUUUCUUCAAUGGCCCAGUGUGUAACGCACUUUGGAUGAAAUUAUUUUCACCCAAUUGAACAUGUUUAAAUAUUAAAAAAUGAAGCCAAAGAAAUAAACACAACACAAACCA